Pecten maximus is the source of this 462-nucleotide messenger RNA. RefSeq lists its product as uncharacterized. The record is from RefSeq and is a predicted model, not a curated record. The coding region runs from base 1 to 462 and encodes 153 amino acids. The transcript is spliced from 2 exons. NCBI's taxonomy places the organism in Eukaryota, Metazoa, Mollusca, Bivalvia, Pectinida, Pectinidae.
AUGGCGGCCCUAGUACCCGUAUACGACAGCGAGGAUGAUAUACCAGAAGUUGACUUACAGUUUUCUGUCAAAAUCCAACCAUACAUGUAUGAACCUAUAAGAAGUCAAGGACAAGAGUCACAUGAAUCAUCUGAUGACGAUUCUGGCCGCUCAGAUUCGGACGGAGAAGCCUUCUUAUUAGAAAGUUCCGACAGGUUCGCCGUUUCUGAUGGCCCAACGAUCGCGAACGAGAACAGGUGUACUUGUGGAAACUGUGUAAACAUGCCUACUGACUUAGAAAAUAAGUGUUGUGUAUAUUCACAUCUCGUGCAUGAAAAGGCGUCGGAAGCAGGCCUGGCCUGUAUUACAGACCAUGAGGGUUUCAAGGGGAACUGCCUCAACAGGCAUGUCAUCGAGAUGUGCCAUUACAGAUACAAUGAACAGAGGAAGGAUCUCAGCAAGUGUGGUGACAUUCAUGUGUAA